UUCUGCCAGGGGGGGCCUCCUACCUUCGCAGGCGGCUGUCGCCCUUGCUUCAUUGUGCCCGGUGGGCGCAUGGACCGUCCACGUCGAUGGCCGCUAGCCUGAGGAGUUCCCCUUACUCCUCCCCUUCCAGCUCGACCGACACAGACGACGAGGGCGUGCGCGGCACCUGUGAAGAUGCUUCCAUCUGCAAGAGGUUUGCAGUAAGCAUCGGCUACUGGCAUGACCCUUACAUCCAGCAUUUUGUGAGACUGAGUAAAGAGAGGAAGGCCCCCGAAAUUAACAGAGGAUAUUUUGCUCGAGUCCAUGGUGUCAGUCAGCUCAUCAAGGCAUUUCUCCAGAAGACAGAAUGUCACUGUCAAAUUCUAAAUCUUGGGGCUGGGAUGGAUACCACAUUCUGGACAUUAAAGGAUGCAGAUCUUCUCCCAAGGAAAUAUUUUGAAGUCGACUUUCCAAUGAUAGUCACAAGAAAGCUGCAUAGCAUCAAAUUCAAGCCUCUUCUGUCAAAUCCCAUUAUAGAAUUACAUUCAGAGGACACACUUCAAAUGGAUGGGCACACAUUGGAUUCAAAGAGAUAUGCCAUUAUUGGAGCAGAUCUUCGAGAUAUACCAGAACUGGAGGAGAAACUAAAGAAAUGUAACAUGAGUACACAAUUGCCAACACUCCUGAUAACUGAAUGUGUGCUUGUAUACAUGACCCCGGAGCAGUCAGCAAACCUUAUCAAGUGGGCAGCCAACAGUUUUGAAACUGCCAUGUUCAUAAACUACGAACAGGUGAACAUGGACGACCGGUUUGGGCAGAUCAUGAUUGAAAACCUGCGUAGACGGCAGUGUGACCUGGCGGGUGUGGAAACCUGCAAGUCCUUGGAGUCCCAGAAAGAACGACUCCUGUCAAAUGGGUGGGAAACGGCAUCGGCAGUGGACAUGAUGGAAUUGUACAGCAGAUUACCGCGGAGUGAAGUGAGCAGGAUUGAGUCGCUGGAGUUCCUAGACGAGAUGGAGCUUCUCGAGCAGCUCAUGCAGCAUUAUUGCCUUUGCUGGGCAACCAAAGGAGGAAGCGAACUAGGGCUGAAGGAGAUAACUUACUAAUCUGCCGAAGGCCACUGCUGAGCCAGAAGCUGAAGCCGCCAGCCCUCCUGGAAUUGACAGACCCAGUUUCCUGAGCAGUGGCUGGGCCUGGUUGAUGCUUCACGCGCACUCUGGGACCCGCCUCGGCGGUCUUCCUGUUGACCUGUCGUUGUUGAAAUAAAUCUCAGUUGCCAAUUGUC
Messenger RNA from Condylura cristata (star-nosed mole), 1264 nucleotides. It is a transcript of the gene LCMT1, whose product is annotated as leucine carboxyl methyltransferase 1. Gene Ontology annotation, molecular function: protein C-terminal leucine carboxyl O-methyltransferase activity. NCBI's taxonomy places the organism in Eukaryota, Metazoa, Chordata, Mammalia, Eulipotyphla, Talpidae. The record is from RefSeq and is a predicted model, not a curated record. Gene Ontology annotation, biological process: C-terminal protein methylation. The transcript has 11 exons. The coding region runs from base 87 to 1085 and encodes 332 amino acids. Gene Ontology annotation, cellular component: cytosol.